AUGAAUUCAAAAAUUAAAGGAAUAACGGAUGAUAUAACAUCAAUUCCACCAGAAGAACAGAGAUAUUACGCAUUAAAUGCAUUUCCUAAAGUUUUGAAGAUUGGAAGAUUUAAUUUAAAUGAGGAAUUCAUAGAAGGUUUCCUAAAUGACAUAAUGAAGAAGGUGGAUAAGGAAUAUGUGGAUAGUGAGUUAAUGAAGAAAGCAGAUAAGGAAUACGUUAAUACUGAAUUAAAUAAGAAGGCAAAUUUGGUUUAUGUUGAUGAAAAAGAUAAUGAAAUUAAAGAAAAGGUUGAAUGGUAUCAUGAAUGGACAUUGGAGACUUUUAAAGUUAAAGCUGAUACAGAAUGGGUUUCAGGAUGUUUAGACCUUAAAGCAGAUAAAACUUAUGUUAACGAUGAGUUAGAGAAGAAAGCAGAUAAAACAUAUGUUAACGAUGAGUUAGAGAAGAAAGCAGAUAAGGAAAAAGUUAUUUCAUUCAUUAAUACUGAGUUAGCAAAGAAAGCUGAUAUAUCAUUUUUUAAUGAAGAAAUAAAACAAUCAGAGGUCUAUUUUACUCCACCAUUUUUAAAUUUUAUGAAAUCAUCAGAUAAAACCUUUGAUAUAGAUUCUUUUGAAUGGAUAUGUUAUGAUGGAGUGACCAUGUAUUUAUUUUAUACAGCUGGAGUGCUUUAUUAUUUUAAAACAAAUGAUUUUAAAAACUAUGAAUCAUUUAUUCCAUCUGUUUGGAAUCCUGAUACACGAAAGCCAAUCAUUAAUCCAAGAAUUUUAUAUGUUGAAUAUAAUAACGGUAAAUUUAUGGGAAUGAUAACGGUUGGAGAUGAUUUUUGCCCUUGUUAUUCAUUCGAUUGUAUCCAAUGGUUUAAAUGUAAUUUAAAUCAAGAUGCUAAAUUUAAAUAUCCAAAUAAUCCUAUUAGAUGCGUUAAUAAUAAAUGGGUACUAAUUUAUGAAGUCAAUCAAAUUUUCAUUAGUGAGGAUGGGAUAAAUUAUUAUAU
Molecule: messenger RNA, 992 nt
Organism: Trichomonas vaginalis G3
Lineage: Eukaryota; Parabasalia; Trichomonadida; Trichomonadidae
Exons: 1
Source: RefSeq, a predicted model, not a curated record